Molecule: messenger RNA, 2118 nt
Organism: Oncorhynchus gorbuscha (pink salmon)
Lineage: Eukaryota; Metazoa; Chordata; Actinopteri; Salmoniformes; Salmonidae
Product: zinc finger protein 501-like
Exons: 3
Coding region: 52-1209 (385 amino acids)
Biological process (GO): regulation of immune system process; negative regulation of transcription by RNA polymerase II; regulation of cytokine production
Source: RefSeq, a predicted model, not a curated record
CAUCCUGAUGCUGACGAGUCAGAGAAGAGUCUCUCCAGAUCAGAUCACCAGAUGGACAACGCUAGCCCUUCCUUACUGCUGGGUAUGAAGAGGUUGUCUGUGCUGCUGGUGGACUGCAGGAAAACAACGGGGCUGAGUGGAACUGUGAGAGGACGACAAGAGAAGAAAGGAUCAGAUUUGACACAUCAAAGAGAAAGACCAGACUCAGAGGAACCAGAGCCAGGGAUAUCCAAACCAGCAAGAAGACACCAGUGUUCCCACUGUGGAAAGGGUUUUAACCACUUAAGUAAUCUUAAACGACACGAGAGAAUACACACAGGGGAGAAGCCUUACCACUGCUCCCAGUGUGGAAAGAUGUUUAACCAGAAAGGAACCCUGAAAGCUCACGAGAACAUUCACACAGGGGAGAAGCCUUAUCACUGCUCCCAGUGUGGAAAGUGUUUCAACAAGUCAGGGAAGCUGAAAGAGCAUGUGAUAAUUCACACAGGGGAGAAGCCUUAUCACUGCUCCCAGUGUGGAAAGAUGUUUACCCGGAAAGGAAACCUGAAAAAGCACGAGAGAAUACACACCAGGGAGAAGCCUUACCACUGCUCCCAGUGUGGCAAGUGUUUCAGUGGGAAAGGGGAUCUGAAAAAGCACGAAAGAAUACACACAGGGGACAAGCCUUACCACUGCUCCCAGUGUAGCAAGUGUUUUAACCAGGGAGGGGCCCUGAAACAGCACGAGAGAAUACACACAGGGGACAAGCCUUACCACUGCUCCCAGUGUGGCAAGUGUUUUAACCGGAAAGGAAACCUGAAAGCUCAUGAGAACAUUCACAAAGGGGAGAAGCCUUACCACUGCUCCCAGUGUGGCAAGUGUUUUAACCGGGUAGGAGCCCUGAAAAAGCACGAGAGAAUACACACAGGGGAGAAGCCUUACCACUGCUCCCAGUGUGGCAAGUGUUUCGGUUGGAAAGGGGAUCUGAAAAAGCACGAAAGAAUACACACAGGGGAGAAGCCUUACCAAUGCUCCCAGUGUGGCAAGUGUUUUACCCAGUUAGAGACCCUGAAACAGCACAAGAUAAUACACACAGGGGAGAAACCUUACCACUGCUCACAGUGUGGCAAGUGUUUUACCCAGUUAGGGUCCCUGAAACAGCACAAGAUAAUACACACAAGGGAGAUGCAUUACCACUGCUCCCAGGGUGCCAUGCUUUUGCCCAUUUAGGAAGCCUGAAAGAACAUGAGACACAGAGGAGAAGGCUUACAGAAGGUUAGAUUUUGUGAAAAGAUAUUACUCAUCACAAUCACACAAUCACAUCCACACAGGAGAGAGAAAUGACUUCUCUUUGCAUGUAUAUUGAUAUUUCACAUCUCAUUGACUAACAAGUCAUCAGAGAACAUACACAGUGCUCCCAUUGUCUUAUAUUGUUGCCUUAUAAUGUGUUUACCUGUUUUUACCAGCUGAAAUUGCUUCUUCCAAUUAUUGAGUAACAUGUACCUGUUAAGAAACUGACUGUUAGAUAUGUUAAGGCUCCAUGGAUUGAUGAGGAAUUUAAAAACUGUAUGUUUGAAAGAGUUGGGGCAAAAGGAGUGGCUAAUAAGUCUGGCUGCACAUCUGGCUGGUUUACAUACUGCAAACUGAGAAAUGAUGUGACCAAACUCAACAAAAAUAAUAAACUUUAAUAUGAAGCCAAGAUCAAUGAUAUAAAGAAUGAUGGAAAAAAACUUGUAAAAAAACACCAUGAAAGAAAAGUAGUGCAAGUAUCGAAUUUUGUAAAGUUAGUGUGGGAGAGGUGGAACAAUUGGUAUCGAUCAAUAAUGACAAACCUCCUGGCAUUGACAACUUAGAUGGAAAGCUACUGAGGACAGUAGCUGACUCUAUAGCCACUCCUAUCUGACAUAUUUUUAAUAUGAGCCAAGAGGAAAGUCUUUGUUCUCAGGCCCGGAGGGAAGCCAAAUUAAUCCACUACCCAAGAGUGGUAAAGCUGCCUUUACAGCAGACCUAUAAGCUGGCAGCAAGCUCUAAGCAAACUGUUGGGGAAAAAAUGGUUUGAACAAAUACAAUGCUAUAUUUCUGUAAACAAAUGAACAACAGACAUUCAGCAUGCUUAUAGAGAAGGACACUCAACAUGUA